Molecule: messenger RNA, 3614 nt
Organism: Cherax quadricarinatus
Lineage: Eukaryota; Metazoa; Arthropoda; Malacostraca; Decapoda; Parastacidae
Source: RefSeq, a predicted model, not a curated record
AUAGAAAGCGGCUUGUUAUGCUGAGCAUUUCAUGCAAAUUAUGUCAGUAUUGUCCCAGGAUGCGACCCACACUAGUCGACUAACACCCAGGUACCCAUUUUACUGAUGGGUGAACACAGACAAGCGGUAUAAGGAGACAAGUCCAAUGUUUCUACUCGUUCGCUGGGAAUUGAACUCGGACCUCACAGUGUGAAGCUAGAGGUUUUGCCACCAGGCCAUUGGAUUUAUCACUAGCCCCAAAUAAUAAUAAUAAAUUAACUGGGAUCUUUCUCUAAUAAUUUUACACUAAUAAACGUCUAUAACUACUUUGUGUUUAUUGCAAUAACUAUGAUUAUAUACUAGCUUGAAAAGGAAAAUGUAGAAAUGUAUGAGUUUGCCCAUGAAUCUAUUUCAGUUAAUAUUUAGCACUGUCAAACCAUGUCCUUAUUGAUUAUGCAGUAAAUUUUCCCUAUUUUCACUUUGUAACUAAAACCUUCACUUCUUUCACUAAAAAUAUUCAUGAGGAUUACAGUACAGUUGACCCCCAAUUUUCGUCUGGUGCAAGAAUCGUACAAUUCGGAUUUUGAGCAUUUUUUUGGCGAAACUUUGCCCUGGGUUUCAUAUAUCUGCUCGGAAAUCGUCUGUAUCAGACGCCUUCACCCACCCAGGACGUGGCUUCUGGCAUACCAGACUCAGUCUGCCUCUGUCUCUCGUUGAAUUAGCAAUACUCUGCGCAUUCAUCCAUUGUUUUUUGUGCUUGUUUAUUGAUUGGCACUGAAAAAUAAGCCACCAUGGGGCCAAAGGAAGUUCAGACUACCAGCCCUUUGGGAAAUAAGGUGAGAUGCUGCUAAAAAGAAGUUAACUUCUUCAAAUGAAGAACCUAUCCUGAGAGCCAAGGAUUGUAAUAGAUCAUUAGAAUUUAGUAGAUCCUGAGAGCCAAGGAUCUAUAUUGAUCUCUUUGGUAGUGUUCUGUUCAUCCUGAGAGCUAAGGAUCUACAUGGACCAUUUUGCAUUGUUUUGAGGAGCCUGAGAGCUAAGGAUCUUCCUCAACCAUUUUUAAUCUAGUGAAUCCUGAGAGCUAAGGAUCUUUCUCAAUCAUUUUUAAUCUAGUGAAUCCUGAGAGCCAAGGAUCUUCCUCAACCAUUAAAAUUUGUGGAUACUGAGAACUAAUGAACCAUGUGGAUUAUUUUGUAGUGCUUUUGUGAUCCUGAGAGCCAAGGAUCUUUUUUGACUAUUUUUAGUACAUUGUUGAUUCUGAGAGUCAAGAACUUUUCUUAUAAAUAUAGUGACAUUUAUGGUAUAUUUUUCUUUAAACAGUUUAUUUUGUAAACUUGAGGAUCCUGAGUACCAAGGAUCUUCAGAAUUAUGUUAGUGUUUUGAAAAUCUUGAGAGCAAUGAAUAUUUCUCAAGUUUUUAUUUACAUAAUUUCUAUAGGAUAUGAUUUAAAAGCUAAGCCAAAGAUCUUUUAAAUAGGUUUUUGCCAAAAAUCUUUUAAUUAAACAGGUUUUUACCAAAGAUCUUUUAAAUAAGUUUAUACCAAAGAUCUUUUAAAUAAGUUUAUACCAAAGAUCUUUUAAAUAGGUUUACAACUGCUUAUGAUUUUUUUCCUUUUUAUUGAUUUUGAGGAUAGCACAGUUGUGUUCUUAUUUAAAUAUAUUUUCCAGGAUAGCUAAGAAAUAACAGCAGUGAUGAAUUCCUGUAUUACUGAUCUAAUUUUGCGCACUCUACCAGACAAUUUAAAGGCAGAUGGCUUUCAUUUAAUUGAAACAUCAAGAGUUAUGGAAGAAGAGCGACUUAAAAAUCGCAACAAAUUUAGAAGACACAGAGGUGAUCGAGGUGAUAUAUCUUCACAGCAAACUGAAACCCAAGAAGAUAUGAUGAAAAGAAAAUCUAAAGCUGAAAAAGCAGCUUUGCCAGUUGCUAUAGCAAAAUUAAUAAUGGAAGUUUGGUCGCCACAAAUGCGUCGACAUGCUGAAGCACUGAUCCUGCAGAAAGCCAUUGAAGAACAGUAUUUGCAAGAGGAUCACCUCAAGUGGGUACAUGUACUUGAAAAGUCUGAUGAUGAUUAUGAUAAUGAUAGCAGAAAUAAUGGAUGGGUAAUAGAAAAUCAAGACAGUACUAUAAUUGAAUUAAUAUGGAACAGAUUUAAUAUAAAGGAGCAUUUUUCUACAGUGAAAAGUCACCGAAUGUGGAUUCAAAGAAGUUACGAUCGUCUGAAAGAUUUUGUACCAAGCCUCCAUGCUGAAAUUAUUGAACGCCAUGAUCUCAGUAAAUUUGCUUUUAGUCAGGCAAUAGGUUACACUUUAAAAUGGGUACAUAACCUGUAUAAUGACAUAUGGAAAACUGCAUGUGAUCUACACUUGCAUAAUGAACCUCAUCAUCCACAAACUUGGAGUAAUUUACAUACACCUGAGGAGAAGAGGAAAGCAUUAGAAUACUGGACGAAGGAUGUGUGUGAGUUUCACAAUGGAUGUCCAUAUGGAAUUGACAUAGCAAAUCUUGAUCUGAACUCUGAGGAUUUGGCUGAACCUUUCUUACUUGAAAGUUUCAUUGAUAUGGUUGGUGUAGAAUGGGAAAGAAAGAAGGGUCAAAACCUGGACAUUAGCCUUAGGCAGCUAGUGUACAUGGAUGAUAAAUUCUUAAAUCGGUAUUCAAAGAAACAGCAUCAAAUAAUAAGCAACCUAAUGGAACGUAUUAUUGCAUCUGAUGAUGGCUGGAAGACUGUUGCCUUAACAGAGAGAGAAAAAUUGUUAAUGACUACUGUGCCCCAACACAGACGUGCAAGUUAUGUGUGCCAGACAGAAGUGCAGAAGAAAUAUGAAGAAAAAAGAUUAAUAAAUUUGGUUAAAAAGGAUGAAAGUGAGAAGAAUGAAGGUAACAUAGAUGAUGUGUUAACUGAAGAAAUGAUAAGGAAUGCACAUGAUGCUGCAUUUCUUAUAAUGAUAAGUAGAGUUGUCAUGGAACAUUGGGAUAAUAGUUUUAGGAAGCAUGCUGAAGAAGUCAUCCUAAAAAAGGCUAUUGAAGACAAAGUUCUUUGCGAGAGCCAUUGGAAAUGGAUACGUAUUAUUGAUAAUUAUGAUGAAAUACAAGGAAAUGAUGCAACAUCAGAUAUACUGGUAAAUGAUGAUGCAAUACUUCAGUUAUUAUGGUUAGAUUUUAAUUUAUGUGAGCACUUUUCACAGGUUAAAUGCCACCGCUACUGGAUCAUGCAAAGUUAUAUGCGAUUAUCUCGGUUUAUGCCGGAACUGCCAGAAGAAGUAAUAGAACGCCAUGACCUUAGCAAGUUUGCUUUAUCACAAAGUAUAGGCUACACACUGAAAUGGGUUCAUGACAUAAACUACCCAGUUUGGCGCAAAUCAUGUGAUUUACAUCUUAAUUACGAGCCACACCAUCCACAAAUGUGGUCCAAUAAGCAUAAGCCUGAAUUUAAGCAAUCGUGCUUGGAAUCUUGGCUGUGUGCAAGUGCAAAUGAUUUGCAGUAUGGUGUGAAAAUAGCUUCACUUGAUUUUACUUCAGAGGAUAUGGCAAAAAUGUUCCUUUUGGAAAGCCUUAUCGACAUGGUUGCUAUUGAAUGGGAGAGGAACAAAGAUCAGAAGCCUGACUUAUCAUAUACAGAAUUAAUUCAAAUGGAGGAU